GGCCAAUUAUCUCCCUACAAGGACAAUGACGAUCGCGGGUUUGGUGUCAAAGAUGUAGGACUACCAGACCACUGCCAGAUAGAACAGGCCCAUACUCUGCAAAGACAUGCCCAGCGAUUUCCAACUAGCUACUUUGAUGAUGGCGUCAACGACGAGCGCUUUGCCCAGAAAGUUCAUAACUUCACCCAGGCUCACGCAGGUGCCAAGUUCAGUGGACCGCUAGCAUUCUUGAACACCUACACCUAUCCGAUUGGCGAGUCGUUUUUGACGGGCAUUGGCGCCAGUACCGAGUUUGCCUCAGGUCUUCAGUUCUGGAACCGAUAUGGUCGGAUUCUGUACAAUGCUACGGUUGGCCAGCUGCAAUACAAUGCCUCCUACACAAAUGGCACAGCUCGAACUAAGCCUGUUCUUCGAACAACUGGUCAGAGUCGUAUCGAGAACUCGCAGAUCAACUGGGCUCUCGGAUUCUUUGGCCCUUCUUUCUACCCUAGUCAAGAUCCUUCGCUCGAGGCCUUCACAAAUGCCUCACUGUUUGACGUUGUGAUCAUUCCUGAGGGCGGCACUGAGAACAACACCCUUGCGAGCUACGACUCUUGCUUUGCUGACUUGCUCGAUGACGUUGCCUAUGAGGGAGACUACGACCUGCUCCUUCAAUAUGUGCCAAAAUAUCUCAAGCACGCCACAGCACGCCUCCAACGAUACGUACCAGAAAGCUUUCCACUCAAUGUCAACGACACAUAUGCUAUGCAGUCCAUCUGCGCUUACGAAAAUGCCUACAUAGGCCAAAGUGAUUUCUGUAAAUUGUUCACCGAGGACGAAUGGGCAGGCUUUGAGCAGACGCUCGACAUUGAGUACUACUAUGACUAUGCCUGGGGAAACCCUACUGGACGUGCUCAAGGCCUCGGGUAUCAGCAAGAACUGCUUGCGCGUCUCACAAAGCAAUACAUUACGAGCAGCAACUCCAGCGUCAACAGCACGAUAACGAACAACGAACGAGAUUUCCCGCUUGGACGGCCAUUCUACGCGGACUUUUCACACGACGAUAUCAUCAUCUCGCUUCUGACUUCGAUGUCCGUUGAUUACUUCAGAGACCCUCCCAGCCUUGAGCAAUAUCCUCCCAAGCCGGACCGUCACUUUGUUCUGUCCCACCUGACGCCUUUCGGAGCACGUCUAGUGACAGAGGUGAUUGGUUGCGCAGAUUCGAAUCCUGUGGUUCAACAUGACCACCGAGUUUCGUACACCCCUGGCCAGUAUGGUUACUCGGCAACCAAUGCCACCUACAAGUUCAUCAGGAUGCGCCUCAACAGCGGGAUUGUUCCCCUCGAGACCAUUCGAGGAGGGCACCAGUACGAGAAUAUGAAGCUCGCGAACUACCAAUUCGCGUGCUUUGCCAAUUACACUGUUCUUCACCCAACGAAUGGACAUGACUACGACGGGACUGUCGACGCGCAAACAGAGGGUAAGUGA
This is a messenger RNA of Pseudocercospora fijiensis CIRAD86, 1467 nucleotides long. RefSeq lists its product as uncharacterized. The annotation marks the transcript as partial. The transcript has 3 exons. The record is from RefSeq and is a predicted model, not a curated record. NCBI's taxonomy places the organism in Eukaryota, Fungi, Ascomycota, Dothideomycetes, Mycosphaerellales, Mycosphaerellaceae. Gene Ontology annotation, molecular function: acid phosphatase activity.